CCAAACAGAUGCAUCAUUUUAUUGUUCUCCCAAGUGAUUGCAUCAAGCUAGAGAUGCUCUCUUAGGAAGGGCACACAGCAUCCCGGCAUGGGCACUUUGCAGUCUGCCUGAGGGGUUCCUGCUUUCUUGUCUGAAAUUUGGUGGUGGAAGGAAGUUUUUGGUAGACUUGUUUACUUAAAAUAUUGAAAAGUUCCCUACUGAUGCCUGAAAUGGAUCCUAGUCUUGAUAUAUGAAUUAAGUCAGAUCUUUAUAACCGAAACAUGUCUGACCAUUUCCUACUGGACCAACACAUGGAACAUCUAGAGAAACUUGGCAGGAGAAAUGACGUCUGAUUUACAGCUCUCACGCUCUGAGAAAAUCAUCAGACUCGUUGAAAAGGGGAAUUCAAAUACUGAGGAAAAUGCUUUUCUCUCUCAGCAACUUAACAAAUGACUCUAAAAUGUUGAAAGUAAGUCAUAAUUCUACGGACCUUGUGAAUUCGCCAGCACCUCUGACUCUUUCUCUUUUUUGCCUGAUCUGUUUAAUGACUCUCGCAGCUCUGGUGGGCAGCGUUUUCUCACUGGUUUCCCUGCUGACCAUGCAAACCAGAACUGUUUUGUCCAUGCUUGUGGCGUCCUGGUCUGUGGAUGAUCUUUUAAGUGUCUUGUCAGUGGCCAUCUUCCUGGUUUUGCAGUGGCCAAAAGAGGCCCCUGGCUACUUCCAGUCUCUGUGCACCACCUCUGCCUUACUGUAUUUGUGCCAGGGCCUCUCCAGCAACUUGAAGGCGACUCUUAUAGUAGUCUACAACUUUUACACGAUGCACAGGACGGUGGCGAGUCAGUCAACUUCCUGGAGAUCAGGACAGGUGCUUGGUGUGGCAUUAACCGUGUGGGCAGUCAGCCUGCUCCUGGCCGUUCUCCCGCUGUGCGGCUGGGGUGUCUUUGUGCGCACUCCUUGGGGCUGCCUGACCGACUGCUCCGGUCCCUAUGUGCUGCUCCUCUUCGCGGUGUACGCUUCUGCCUUCGGACUCCUGGCCGUUCUCUCUGUCCCGCUCACUCACCAGCUGUUGUGUUCAGAGGAGCCACGGAGACUCCACGCCAACUACCAGGAAAUUUCCCUUGGCGCCUCCACUCCUGGGACGCCUGCUGCUGGGGGAAGAGUGCUCUGUCGGUCUCCAGAGGAUGUUACGAUACCUGCUCUGCGAGGCGCUGGGGGAAGCUCUCCGAGCUCCAACACGGUGUUUGCCCAGUGUCAGCCUGCUGCCUCCAGCGCUGGUGCCGGCAGUCGAGAGACUCUCCAGGGCACCAGCAGCUUCCCUGUGAGCCUGGCACAGAAGCGCUUCGCUUUGAUUCUAGCUAUGACGAAAGUCAUCCUUUGGCUUCCCAUGAUGAUCCACAUGUUGGUAAAACACGUGGUGGGACUUCAGAGCCUUCCGGUCGACAUGCUCAGCUUCCUACUAACCUUGCUGGCCAGCACUGUAACCCCCGUGUUUGUCAUGUCCAAACGCUGGACACACUUGCCUUGUGGCUGCAUCAUCAACUGCCAUCCUGACGCCUACUCGACCGCAUACGAUGGGAAAAAGUUGAAGAGGAAAGGCUUUGAAUUCAAUAUAUCGUUCCAACAAAGCUAUGGAAUUUAUAAAAUAGCACAUGCAGAUUACUAUGAUGAUGAUGAUGAAAAUUCAAUAUCCUAUCACAACCCAAAGAACUACGAGUGUGAAGCUACAAAGGCGCCUCCAGAAGACAACCACAAGGUCUUCAAUGCUAUAACAGUCGAAAUCAGCACCACACCACCGCUGGACAGCACCACACUGCAGGGCGUCAACAAGUGCACCAAUACAGACACCCCAGAGGCCAAACAGGAGCUAAGGGAGGAAAGGGGUGUUUUUUCUGUUAAAACAGAAGGCAAUAUUAACUGUGGAGAAACCACCUCUUUUGAAGGUCCAGAAAGACGGCUGUCCCAUGAGGAGAGUCAGAAACCGGAUCUUUCAGACUGGGAGUGGUGCCGGAGCAAGUCAGAACGAACACCUCGCCAGCGUUCCGGCGGUGGGCUGGCUAUUCCCUUAUGCGCAUUCCAGGGGACCGUGUCUCUCCAAGCACCUACUGGGAAAACCCUCUCUCUUUCUACUUACGAGGUCAGUGCAGAAGGCCAAAAGAUAACUCCAGCCUCUAAGAAGAUAGAAGUCUACCGGUCGAAAAGUGUCGGCCAUGAACCGAACCCGGAGGAGUCUCCCUCCACGUUUGCGGACACUAGCGUGAAAAUACACUUGGAGGUCCUUGAAAUUUGUGACAACGAUGAGGCUCUGGACACCGUGUCAAUCAUCAGCAACAUCAGCCAGUCCUCCACCAAAGUCAGGUCUCCUUCUCUGCGCUACUCACGGAAAGAAAACAGAUUCGUCUCCUGUGACUUAGGAGAAACCGCCUCGUACUCGCUCUUCUUACCCACGAGUGAUCCUGAUGGUGACAUCAACAUCUCCAUCCCGGACACCGUGGAGGCACACAGACAGAACAGCAGGCGGCAGCAUCAGGAGAGGGAUGGCUACCAGGAAGAGAUCCAACUGUUAAACAAAGCCUACCAGAAAAGGGAGGCUGAGAGCAAGAGUAAUUAGGGAGUGUAGGGAGUGCUGGUC
Molecule: messenger RNA, 2608 nt
Organism: Acomys russatus (golden spiny mouse)
Lineage: Eukaryota; Metazoa; Chordata; Mammalia; Rodentia; Muridae
Gene: Gpr149
Product: G protein-coupled receptor 149
Exons: 4
Coding region: 401-2587 (728 amino acids)
Biological process (GO): neuropeptide signaling pathway
Cellular component (GO): neuron projection; membrane
Molecular function (GO): neuropeptide binding; G protein-coupled receptor activity
Source: RefSeq, a predicted model, not a curated record